UGAUUAGAUCAAUCACAAGAAGUCAAGAUCACCAUGUUUCCCACAGCCACCACAGAAAUGCCUUCCACCAAGACAAUAAUCUCCGCCGCAGCCUCUGCCGCUGCCACUGCCAUGCUCCUUCGAUCCAUCGUCAAAGACUACCUCCCAAGCGAGCUCAGACACUACAUCUACUUUAAACUCAAAACUUUUUUCAUUUCUUUCUCAUCAGAACUAACCUUAGUCAUUGAAGAGUAUGAUAACCUUAAUCAAAACCACCUUUUUAAAGCAGCAGAACUCUAUCUUGAACCUAUGAUCCCUCUCAAUACAAAAAGAAUGAAGAUUUCAAUGCCCAAGAAAGAAAGCGAAGCGUCCAUUUCUUUAGAGAAAGAUCAAGAAAUCAUAGAUAUCUUUAAUGGAAUUACCUUGAAAUGGAGGUUUAUAUCAAAAAAAGGUAAGGUAAAGUAUAUUCCAAGGUCAGAUCACUAUGACUCAACUCCUGUAACGAAGCAUCGACUCUUUGAAUUAAGUUUCCACAAGAAAUUCAAGAAAAUGAUUCUUGAAAAUUAUUUAAAGCAUGUAGUAGAGAAAUCUAAAGAAAUGAAAGAAAAAAAGAAGACAUUGAAGCUUUUCACGUUAAGACAAGAUAGGGUUUCAGGAAGGAGAGGAGACACUUGGCAAUCUGUGAAUCUUGAUCAUCCUGCAACCUUUGACACGUUAGCUAUGGAUUUAGAUGUCAAGAAGACAAUAACGGGGGAUCUUGAAAGGUUUGUAAAAAGAAAAGAAUAUUAUAAGAGAAUAGGAAAAGCUUGGAAACGUGGGUAUUUGCUGUUUGGGCCUCCAGGAACCGGAAAGUCAAGCUUGAUUGCUGCCAUAGCCAAUUAUCUUAAGUUUGAUAUAUAUGACUUGGAGUUGACUGAUCUUAGAAACAAUUCUGAGCUAAGGAGGCUGUUAAUUUCAACUGGGAACAAGUCGAUUCUUGUCGUGGAAGAUAUUGAUUGUUCUAUUGAGCUCCAUAAUAGAAUUGCAGAAGCCAGAGCUCUUAAUCCUAAACUUAAUCAUAGUUAUAUUAAUCAAGGAAAUCAGUUUCAGGUGACACUAUCAGGAUUACUCAACUUCAUAGAUGGAUUAUGGUCAAGCUGUGGCGAUGAAAGGAUAAUAAUUUUCACUACCAAUCAUAAAGAAAAGCUUGAUCCUGCUCUGUUACGCCCAGGUCGAAUGGAUGUGCAUAUUCACAUGUCCUAUUGCACUCCAUGUGGAUUCAAAAUGCUUGCCUCCAAUUACCUGGGGAUUACAGAUGCAGAGUACCCACUUUUCACGGACGUUGAAGAACUGAUAGAGAUGACAAAGGUAACUCCUGCAGAAAUAGGUGAGCAGCUCAUGAAAAGCGAGGAACCUGAGAUUGCUUUAAGAGGCCUUAUCGAGUUCCUAGAGCACAAGAUCGAUGAUGAUGAAAGGAAAAAGAGAGAAGAAUUAUCAGUAGCAGCAGAAGCAGAAGGUUCGCAGAAGCUGGAGAUUGAAAAUGGGAACGUUGAGAAAAGAGUAGGCAUAAGAAAUAAUCAGGAUUAAUAAAUUGCUGUGAUGGAAAGAGAAUAAAAUGGUAAGAACUACGUUAAGAAUCUUCAAGAAGCCUCAAUAUUGUCUAUUCGCUGGUCGAUGAAGGAUUGUUAAGUUGACAAUAACACGCAUUAGUAAUUUUGUUGAUUUGAAAAUAAUUGGUUUAGAUUCAAUCUUAUAGCGUUAAUCAUUCUGCA
Jatropha curcas is the source of this 1730-nucleotide messenger RNA. Lineage: Eukaryota; Viridiplantae; Streptophyta; Magnoliopsida; Malpighiales; Euphorbiaceae. The record is from RefSeq and is a predicted model, not a curated record.